This is a messenger RNA of Effrenium voratum, 1914 nucleotides long. NCBI's taxonomy places the organism in Eukaryota, Dinophyceae, Suessiales, Symbiodiniaceae. The record is from the annotation of a GenBank genome assembly.
AUGAGCACCUCGGGCCGGGUGAAGUCCUUCAAUGGCGGGAAGGGCUUCGGCUUCAUCGACUGCGGAUUAGGCACAGACGUCUUCAUUCACAUCAAGGACUGCGUUGAUGGGAACCAGCCCGCGGCAGGUGAUACGUUGACGUUUGACCUGGAGCCGAGCAAGUCCAAGCCUGGGCAAAUGCAGGCCAAAAACGUGCGAGGGGGCACCGCGGUGAAGGAGCAGCCCGGCGCCGACCCGUUCACGGCCACGCGGAGCUUGGGCACCAGGACGGGCACCGUGAAGACCUUCAACGCAGAGAAAGGCUUCGGCUUCAUCGCGGUGGAGGACGGGGGCCCGGACGUGUUUCUGCACGUGAAGCAGUGCGUGGGCUCCAUGCCCAAGCCCGGGGACAUCGUCACCUACGACGUGGAGCCCUCCAUCAACCGGCCCGGGCAGAUGGUCGCAAAGAACGUCACAGGGGGCACUGUGCCGCUCUCCGCAGUAGGCGGGGCGCAAGGCUAUGGAGCCAUCAGGACCACUCUAGACGUGCAGCAACUGGCAGGCCCCUAUGGCCAGAACGGGAUGCUGGGUGCCCAGGGCCAAAUGGGCGUUCAAGGCAUGGGCAUGGACAUGAACGCCAUGGGCAUGCAGCAGAUGCAGAUGGCGCCGCAGAUGGGCCAAAUGGGCCAAAUGGGCCAAAUGGCACCAAUGGGCCAGAUGGGCUGUUCGCAGAUGGGCCAGAUGACACCUCAGAUGGGCCAGAUGACUCCCCAGAUGGGCCAAAUGGGUCAGAUGGGCCAGAUGGGCCAGAUGGCCCCGCAGAUGGGCCAGAUGGGCCAGAUGGGCCAGAUGGGCCAGAUGGGCCAAAUGGGCCAAAUGGGCCAAAUGGGGUGUGGAGGCUGUUCAGGCUACGGAUGUGGCAUGAAUGGCCAACUAGGCGGCGACAUGAGCGGCUUGGGCUGUCAAGCGGGAUGUGGUGGAUGCAUAUCCCAGCCAAUGAUCGGACAGCCUCAAGAUGGGCUCGGAGGAGGGUGUGGUUAUAUCUCCCAGCCAGUGAUAGGUCAACAGGACGGGCUGGGUGGCUGUAUGCCCCAACAGAUGCAUGGACAGGAUGGCCUUGGAUGCGGGGCAUGCGCUAUGCCUCAACCCAUGCUCGGGCAGCAGCAAGAUGGUCUCGGAGGAUGUGGGGCGUGCAUGUCCCAGCCGAUGAUGGGCCAGCAACAAAUCUCACAAGAUGGGCUUGGUGGAGGAUAUGGAGGUUAUGGCCUGUCACAACCCAUGAUGGGGCAGCAAGACGGCCUCGGAGGAUGUGGGGCGUGCAUGUCGCAACCAAUGAUGGGUCAGCCACCUGUUGCGCAAGACGGCCUCGGAGGAUGUGGGGCGUGCAUGUCGCAACCAAUGAUGGGUCAGCCACCUGUUGCGCAAGACGGCCUCGGAGGAUGUGGGGCGUGCAUGUCGCAACCGAUGAUGGCUCAGCCACAGGUUGCGCACGACGGCCUUGGAGGAUGUGGGGCGUGCAUGUCGCAACCGAUGAUGGCUCAGCCACAGGUUGCACAAGACGGCCUUGGAGGAUGUGGGGCGUGCAUGUCGCAACCAAUGAUGGGUCAGCCACAGGUUGCACAAGACGGCCUUGGAGGAUGUGGGGCGUGCAUGUCGCAACCAAUGAUGGCUGGUCAGCCACAGAUUGUGCAAGACGGCCUUGGAGGAUGUGGGGCGUGCAUGUCGCAACCGACGAUGGGUCAGCCACUGGUUGCACAAGAUGGUCUGGGCGGAUGUGGGGCAUGUGGCAUGUCUCAACCGACCGGGCUUGAAGGCAGCACUGGCUGUCAAACUGUCAAUGGGUCCUCCCAAGGUGGCCCCCCACAAGAUGGCAGUUCAGGCACGCAGCCAGUACCCGCCCUUUCGGCACCUGAAGCUACUGGAGAAGCGAGCUAG